GUAUGUAAGCAGUUCCUUGAAUAAAGGAAGUACAUGACUAUCUGUGUCAGUCUCUGUGGUUUGCCCCAUGGUUUAAAUAGAAGGCUGCAGAUACUGCGCAACAAAGAAACAAAAAAUCUUAUAGUUCUGGUGUCAGAAGAGGAUCCCAAAAGGAUAUCAGACUGAAGAAACAGCAGAAACAGGCUUAACGAAUUUACAGCAAUGGGAAACAGUCUAACUGCUCUUAAUGAACGUGGCUACACAUUAGUGAGUAAAGAAAAGAACAAGAUCCUGGUGAAAAAUGAAGGUGGUGACCAGUUUGUCAUUAAAAAGUUGAGCACUAACCAGGAUGAAAUAAAUGUUCUUCUAAAGCUCAGUCAUCCACACAUCGUCCAUCAUAAGGAAAUCAUCACAGAUUCAGACUGUUUGUAUCUUCUUCUGCAGCACUGUGAAGGUGGAGAUCUUGCUCAAACAAUCAUAAACAAAAAGAAGGAAACAGAUACAUUUUCUGAGAAUGAGAUUCUGGACUGGAUUGUGAACAUCUGCAUGGCUUUGAAAAACCUGCAUGAUCAACAGAUCCUGCAUAAAAACCUGCAGCCUGAGAGCAUAUUUCUCACUGCAUGUGGCACCAUCCGUCUUGGCGAGUUUGGAGUAGUUCAUCAAUGGUCCAUUGAAGAGCCAGCAGCAGAAAAUAAACCUUCAUGUGCUGCACCUGAGACUUUGAAUGGCAAACCUUAUGAGGAGAAAACUGAAAUAUGGAUGUUGGGGUGUGUCAUCUAUGAGCUGUGCAUGCUGAAAUGUGCGUUUCCUGCAGUACUCUCAGUUGAGAUUGUUCAAAAGAUACUCACAUCCUCCUAUGAAGCUCUUCCUCUGACCUUCUCUGAGGAUCUUCGUCAGCUGGUAAAAGACACACUUCAACCUGAUCCAGCAUGCCGUCCAUCUGUCAGCGAGAUCUUGACCAGACCUUUUAUUAUUAAUUAUCUUCGAGAAAAGAUCUUGCAAACUAUUACAACUCUUAAUAGGAAACUAGAGGACCUAAGAGCACUAGCUAAUGAUUUGGAAAGAGUCCAUUUCAACACAACUGUAGGCAGUCUCGCGGGAGGUGUAGUGGGAUUGGCUGGAGGAAUCACAUCUGUGGUGGGACUUUUUCUCUCGCCUUUCACUUUUGGAGCGUCUCUGAUAGUAACAGGAGUGGGAAUCGGCACGGCAGUAGCUGGAGGAGUAACUGCUGGUGCCUGCAACAUAACAAACAUGGUUAACCAGAGCACAAACCGGGAUAAGAUGAAAAUGCUCAUUAAAGAGUUCCAUGAAAAGAUUACCUCCACAGUUUGCUGCAUCGAAAACCUCCAAAUAGCUGUGGACACUUUAAAAAAACAGUUUUCCACAAGCGAUGAUGCAUUUUCCAAUGCACAACCAGGGGCAAAUGCUGGAGCUCGACUUGGACGAGGACUGGGAGGAAUUCCAGAGAUUAUCCGUGUGAUUGAAGUUGCAAAUGUUGGGAAGGUGGCAGUUCAGACCGCAAGAGCCGUUCGUGUGGCUGAAGCGGCUACAGGUGUUUUGUCUGCACUUUUUGUAGCUGUUGAUGUCUUCUUUGUGUUUCUCGACUCUAAAGAAAUCCACAACAUCCGUCAAGAUUAUGCUUUAAGAGAGAGUCGACAAGCAUCAGCAUCCACCAGCAACCAAAGCACUGACCAGACAUCAAAUAACAGCGACACAACAAAUCUAUUGGCAGAAGAGCUGAAGUCUGAGACCAUGAAAUUUGUGACAAAAAUAAAGGAGACGACAGAGGAGCUUCAGACAAUUCUGGAUGCACUGCAAGACGCAAUGGAACCAAACAACGACAACUAAGAAUUAGUUAGUAAAGAUCAGUAUGUUUUUCAGUCAUAGAUUGAUUAUAGUUGAAGCAAUGGUUAGGUUUGUUAGUAAGUUAGUAUUAUAGUUAGUAUUAUUUGUUAGUAUUUUAGGUGUAGCAACUAGAAUUGUUAGUAAAGCUCAAUUUGUUCUUUAGUUAGAUUGAUAAUAGUUGUAGCAACUCUUAGGGAAUUAUUACUGUAUAUUCUGGGUUUCCAUGACAAAAUACCUUAUAAAAUAUUUGAUUGCUAGUUUUAAUAUUGCUUAGAGAAACUUUCUUAGAAGCUAUAAAAGAAGCAUUUCAGCUUGAUGUACUCCUAUUUAAUUAUGUUAAGAAUGGCAAUUCUUGCCUUUAUUUCCUUGAUGUUUAGGAAAUCAGAAAACAUGAGCACCUUUUCCUGUUUGUUUAUAUGUUUGUGGCUGCUUAAUGUAAUUUUCUUUCACUUGUACUAAAAUAAAUAUAUCACCAAAAAUGCAAGCUUCUCUG
Molecule: messenger RNA, 2317 nt
Organism: Paramisgurnus dabryanus
Lineage: Eukaryota; Metazoa; Chordata; Actinopteri; Cypriniformes; Cobitidae
Biological process (GO): protein phosphorylation; lipoprotein metabolic process; lipid transport
Cellular component (GO): extracellular region
Molecular function (GO): lipid binding; ATP binding; protein kinase activity
Source: RefSeq, a predicted model, not a curated record